Molecule: messenger RNA, 1314 nt
Organism: Vicia villosa (hairy vetch)
Lineage: Eukaryota; Viridiplantae; Streptophyta; Magnoliopsida; Fabales; Fabaceae
Exons: 3
Coding region: 1-1314 (437 amino acids)
Source: RefSeq, a predicted model, not a curated record
AUGCCAACUCACGGAGGCUCGGGUGUGAAUGCUAUUGAGAUUGAAGCAAUGAAUGUGGUACCUGAUGUGAGUCGGUUGACAUUUCCAUUCCUAUCUGUGAAGCAACAUCUGAUUAACAAUGGUAUAAUACCGGAUUGUGGCAUUGAUUGUAUGAAUUGUAAGAGCCAAUACGAGGGUUGCGAUGAACUAAAGGUCAUGGUUCAGAGAUUGAUGGAUGAAGGUCCUCUCCAGUUCUAUAGAAAGAGGGGAAACGUGAGGGUUGCAAGUGAUGAGGUAGUGGUAAUUGACAUUCCAUAUGAACCCGUGGCUCCUAUCAGUAUUCAGGUUCCUGUUCAGAUACCUAUCGUCAUUCCCUAUGCAGAGCAACCAGCGGCAUUGAUGAUUAUUGUUCCUGGGCCGAUUCCAUAUGAGAGAAGAGGGCCGUCUAAAGAGAAAUUUGUUGAGGCCGCAGUUGCAAAUGCCGAUAAUUUUGUCGGUACUGGUAGAAUCACUCGCAGUGGAAGGGUGUUCUCUCCCCAGCCCGUACAAAACAAUGCAGAUGCUUUGGCUAGGUCCAAAGGCAAACAAGAGGUGACUGAUGACCAGGACUCUCCAAUUCAGAAUGGGGCAUCCAAUAAUGCCGUAUCUUCCAAGGAUUUGGAGGAAUUAUUGAGAAUCAUCAAGAAGUCUGAUUACGAAGUGGUUGAGCAGCUGGGUCAGACCCAAUCAAAGAUUUCCAUCUUGCAAUUGUUGAUGUGUUCGGAGGGUCAUAGAGACGCUCUCUUGAGAAUUCUGAAUGGUGCCUACGUGCCGCAUGAGAUAUUUGUGAAUCAGUUAGAGGCGAUGGCCAAUAAUAUUUUAGCUGGAAAUGGUUUGGGGUUUACUGAUUGUGAUCUUCCUCUUGAGGGGAGAAACCACAACAAGGCGUUUCACAUUUCGAUGGAGUGUAAGGGGACGACUUUGUCCCGUGUUUUGGUUGAUACAGGUUCUCCCUUGAAUGUGCUUCCCAAAUCGGCCCUUAUGAGAAUUGACUAUGCUGGUGUUGAGUUGAGUCACAGUGAGUUGGUGGUACGUGCUUUCGAUGGUUCAAGGAGGUUUGUGUUCAGAGAAGUAGAUCUGCCAAUCCAAGUUGGUCCUUGGGUCUUCACCACGACCUUUUACGUGAUGGAUAUUCAACCUGCUUAUUGUUUUUGUGGUGAGGAGGAUUACAUCGUGAGUCACUUUUCUUCUUUCCGAUAUGUGGAGAUCAAAGGUGAAAUACAUGAGACGCCGUUCCAAGUGUUCGAGGCUGUAAAUGCUGUGAGAACUCCUCUUUAUGAGAUAACGAAGCCAUAA